Molecule: messenger RNA, 858 nt
Organism: Bombus impatiens (common eastern bumble bee)
Lineage: Eukaryota; Metazoa; Arthropoda; Insecta; Hymenoptera; Apidae
Exons: 3
Coding region: 1-858 (285 amino acids)
Source: RefSeq, a predicted model, not a curated record
AUGAUUCUGGUUCUCCUUAUUGGAGAGACAGCUCGAGGCAGCGGGAAUCGAGAUAGAUAUACAGAUAAAAAGCUCCUGCUCGGGUGCCUCGAACCAGAGUACUUGAAGCGACUGGAGCAUGUUGAUUUGGAUUCCUCUGUUGAGUUAGUCACCGUCGAGGAUGUAAGUUUGUCUGCAAAUACCUUAUUAGAACGAUGUUUGGGUUCUGAAACUCAGAAUAAUAACGAUUCGUUAAAUUCUUUGUUAUGGACUUUUGCUCCGAAACACAUUCAUGCAGGAACGCGGAUCAUUGAAAUUGCUACUUUUCUCGCUGUUAGUAUUUUGAAUGAAGGUUUUAUUACCCAUUUAAAAAAUAUUGGACGUUACGGGAAUUACGAUUGGUCCAGAAGCCAUGCGUUUGUAACGUCAAUUCAUAUUAAAGGCCGGAUGUGUGCAGGUCUUCACCGCGUACCCUCAAUUAGCCCAGGGACCCACCAUAAACUUAAACUUUUAGUUUAUUAUUUUUGUGUUAUCUGUUUAUGGAUGGUCCUUGAAACAACCCUUAGGUUGUUAUACGUCCUUACUAAUUACGGGGAAAGCAGAUAUGAACAUCUCUCCGAUCAGUGUAAACCUGUGCUAGAAAAUAAAGACAGUAGUUGUGUUACGACUCAGCUACUUUAUUUCAUCAACCUACCCUUAAAUUUACGUGACACGUUCGCUGUCAAACGGGACGAAACUUGGAUCGAACGUUCUGAAAUCCGAGUUUCGGAUGGUUCAAAGGAAGCCGCCAGGACUGCUCGUCUACACGAAAGAACUUCAGAGAAUGAACAUUUUGAAGUGGAGGAAGGCCCAUUGUAUGGAGCAGAAAUCGCUGAUUGA